GUCCACAACAUGGGACCCAGAAACAAAACAGGAGUUUCAGAAUUCCUUCUUAUGGAAGUGACAAAGGAUCUGGAACUGCAGCCACUCCAUUUCAUUCUGUUCUUGUCCAUUUACCUGGUAACCACUCUGGGAAACCUGCUCAUCAUCCUGGCUGUCACCUCUGACUCUCACCUCCACACCCCCAUGUACUUCUUUCUCUACAACCUGUCCUUUACUGACAUUUGUUUAAGCACAACCACGAUCCCAAAAAUGCUGGUGAACAUCCAAACACAGAAUCAGAGCAUCACUUAUACAGGCUGCCUCACCCAGCUCUGCUCUGUGCUGGUAUUUGGUAGUUUGGAAAGUUUUCUCCUUGCAAUUAUGGCCUAUGACCGAUACGUAGCCAUUUGUCACCCACUGAGAUACAUGGCCAUCAUGAACUUUCGCCUUUGUGGCUGGCUGAUUCUAUCCUCCUUGUUUAUUAGCAUCGUGGAUGCCCUGCUCCACAGUCUGAUGGUGUUGCAGCUGACGUUUUGCACAGACCUGGAAAUCCCCCUCUUCUUCUGUGAAGUUGUUCAGGUCAUCAAGCUUGCAUGCUCUGAUACCCUCGUCAACAAUAUCCUAAUAUAUUUGACAGCUAGCAUAUUUGGUGGUGUUCCUGUGUGUGGAAUCAUAUUCUCCUAUACUCAAAUUGUCUCCUCAGUUUUGAGAAUGCCAUCAGCGGGUGGAAAGUACAAAGCUUUUUCCACCUGUGGGUCUCACCUCUCUGUUGUGUCCUUAUUCUAUGGCACGGGCUUGGGGGUGUACAUUAGCUCUGCCCUUAUCAAUUCUUCCAGGCAGACGGCAGUGGCUUCAGUGGUUUAUGCAGUUGUCCCUCAAAUGCUGAACCCCUUCAUCUAUAGUUUGAGGAACAGGGACAUGAAGGAAGCUUUGAAAAGACUCAUCAGUAAGAUACCACUGCCUUUUCAGGACUAUGUUAUUUAA
Messenger RNA from Odocoileus virginianus texanus, 963 nucleotides. Its product is annotated as olfactory receptor 7G1-like. Lineage: Eukaryota; Metazoa; Chordata; Mammalia; Artiodactyla; Cervidae. Gene Ontology annotation, biological process: G protein-coupled receptor signaling pathway. The record is from RefSeq and is a predicted model, not a curated record. Gene Ontology annotation, molecular function: olfactory receptor activity; G protein-coupled receptor activity. Gene Ontology annotation, cellular component: plasma membrane.